AAGAGGCAACACUUUAAUCCCCAGGUGCUAUCGCCUUAGCAUGGAACCUGGGUCUGAGCCUCAGCUAGACUUGUCGCAGGAGACCGAAACUCUCGUAAAACGCCUUGCGGGUCCGUCUUCUGGGAAAGCUGGGCUUGCCCUUGACCAGACUGAAAUUAACCGCAUUAUUGCUGAUGCUUCGAAGGGUUCCAAAUUCUAUGAUAAUGAGAAGAGGAAGGAUAAGGAAUUAACUGAGCGCAUUAAUAGGAUAAAGAAAGAAAAGGAUGAAUCCAUGAGGGGGGUCGACAUUCGUAAAGUUGAGGCAGCGGUUGAUCAAUUACUCGUGCAACUGCAAGCCCAACGAGACCUCAGCCAAAUCAUUGUCCAUGUUGAUAUGGACGCCUUCUUUGCCAGCGUGGAACUCCUGUAUAACCCCGAACUUGCCGGAAAACCUUUCGGUGUUGGGCGUGGGGUCUUGACGACCGCGUCAUAUGAAGCCAGGAAGUAUGGAGUACGUUCUGGUAUGCCAGGCUUUAUCGCAAAGAAGUUAUGCCCUGACCUCAUUCUCGUCUCGAACAAUUUUUCAAGAUACUCCGAGAUGUCAGCGAAGGUGAUGGAUAUCUUUAGGAGAUACGAUCCUAAUAUGUGUCCUGCUGGGUCUGAUGAAGCGUAUCUCAAUAUCACGGAGUACUCCGUUAGGCAUGGCUUGACUGCAGAAGUAUGCGUCCAGGAGAUGCGGAAAGCGGUUCAUGCUAUAACUCAGCUAACUGUCAGCGCAGGCAUUGCCCCGAACAAGAACAAACCAAACGGGCAGUUUCAAAUUCCCUUCGAUAGCGCAUCGAUUAAGGCUUUCAUGCAUCACCUAUCGAUACGUAAAGUACCGGGUAUCGGUAGAGUGAAUGAGAGACUUUUGGAGUCCAUUGGCAUCAAGACGUGUGGGGACAUUUAUAUGCAUCGGGUUGUUAUAUCGGUAAUGGAUAAGCGUUUCGGGCUCAAAUUUCUUUUGCAAACCCACCUGGGCAUCGCGUCAAACAUUGUGGAACCACAUCUUAGGGAGGAACGCAAGAGUAUUGGCGCGGAGAGGACGUUCUCCUCUUUGGGCGACAAAGAGAAGAUAUUACAAAAGCUCCAAGAGAUUGCUGCGGAACUGGAGAAAGAUAUGAGCCGAAACGGAUGGACUGGCCGGACCGUCACUUUGAAGUAUAAACUAGAUACGUAUCAGGUCUUCACCCGCGCGAAGACUUUUGAUCGAUAUGUCUUUACCAAGGAGGAACUCUACUUGGUGAGUCCGUUUGCUGCGUGUGUGCAGAGUUAUCACGAAUAA
Messenger RNA from Laccaria bicolor S238N-H82, 1303 nucleotides. RefSeq lists its product as uncharacterized. Gene Ontology annotation, cellular component: nucleus. The coding region runs from base 41 to 1303 and encodes 420 amino acids. The record is from RefSeq and is a predicted model, not a curated record. The transcript has 13 exons. Gene Ontology annotation, biological process: error-prone translesion synthesis. Gene Ontology annotation, molecular function: DNA-directed DNA polymerase activity; damaged DNA binding. NCBI's taxonomy places the organism in Eukaryota, Fungi, Basidiomycota, Agaricomycetes, Agaricales, Hydnangiaceae.